AUGGAACAGCCACAGGUCUCAGACCAGCCCGAGGCCGCCUCCUCAGGCGCCGCCUACGAGGCCACCCACGUCCACGCCGUGUACGAGGCCAUCGCGCCUCACUUCUCUGCCACCCGCCACAAGCCCUGGCCCCGCGUCGCCUCCUUCCUCAACGCCCAGCCCCCGGGCUCAGUCGGCCUCGACGUCGGCUGCGGCAACGGCAAGUAUCUCCCCGUCAACCCCCGCCUGCACCUCCUCGGCUCCGACCGCAGCGCUGCCCUCGUCGACCUCGCCCGCGGGCAGCCCGUCGGCCCUGGGGUUGGCAGGGCAGAGGUCCUCGUCGCCGACGGCCUGGCGCUCCCCUACCGCCGGGGGGCCGCCGACUUCGCCAUCUGCAUCGCCGUCAUCCACCACCUCAGCACCCCGCAGAGGCGCCGCGACAGCAUCGCCGCCCUGCUCGAGAGGGUGCGCGAGGGGGGAACCGUCCUCGUCUACGUCUGGGCCCUCGAGCAGGCCAGCAGCCGCCGCGGCUGGGACGAGAACAGCCAGCAGGACACGCUCGUCCCCUGGGUCAUGAAGGGCCCCAGGGGCGACCCCAACGGCAAGGACACCACCUACCAGAGGUACUACCACCUGUACCGCGAGGGCGAGCUCGAGGAGGACGUGCUGGCCGCCGGGGGCGCGGUCCUGGAGGCGGGCUACGAGAGGGACAACUGGUGGGUCGUAUGUAGCAAGCAGCAGCAGCCUGGCGAUCCCUGA
Clonostachys byssicola is the source of this 738-nucleotide messenger RNA. NCBI's taxonomy places the organism in Eukaryota, Fungi, Ascomycota, Sordariomycetes, Hypocreales, Bionectriaceae. The record is from the annotation of a GenBank genome assembly.